This is a messenger RNA of Nerophis lumbriciformis (worm pipefish), 1815 nucleotides long. The record is from RefSeq and is a predicted model, not a curated record. Lineage: Eukaryota; Metazoa; Chordata; Actinopteri; Syngnathiformes; Syngnathidae.
AUGUCUUACCUGGACUCAUCAGAGGCUACUGAUGAGGAGGAGACUUUCUACAUGCAGUGCAGAGCUGCCUACCUUAGUGUGUUCAAAUCCAGCUUGACAAAUAUCUCAUCGAAACAGGAAUUAUGUAGAGUUCUCCAGUUAGCUGGUAGAAAUCCCUCUCAAGCCACUCUUGAUAAAUACUGGAAACCAGGAACAAGUCACAUGAACUUUGAUGAUUUCUGUGACAUACUGAAAAGUGAGUGGAAAACUGAAAACAGUGAGCUGAUGGGAGUUUUCAGAAAGCUGGAUGCAAAUGGGGAUGGCUACAUUUCUCACAGCAAAGUGGAACAACUCCUUUCAACUGGAGGAGAUAAAAUGACAUCUCGGGAGCUGAAAGCCAUUUUAUCACUAAGUGAAAUCAACAAGGAUGGCAAAUUUAACUAUGUUGAGUUCUGUAGGCAUCUUGUGUCCACUGUGGAGAAAUGUCAGAUGGCCUCUUUGGUGAAGCUCCAGUCUGAUGCCAAGUUGAAGAAACAAAACUUUGGCAGUAAUCCUGACAGCUCACCAAAACCUUCCGUGAUAUCAUCGGCAACUCUCCUUCAGCCUCCAGAAACAACUUCACCAGAUCCAGACGUCACAACUCGGAAAGACAGCCGUCCAUCCUCUCGUCCUUCUUCUGCUCGCAGUAGACGAUCAUCCUUGUCAAACUCAAUCACUGCAACAUCCAGCACUAGCAAGCAGAGUCAUCACAGUUUUAUGAAGGGAUGUUUCUUCCUGGACAUGGAUGGAACUAUUAACUCACUGCAGUACCAGCUUCAUCUACCACAGACUUCCAAUGUUACCCUAAGCAUCCGCCCUAUGAGCCUCGACCAAAGAGCUGACAAGCCCUCCCCCUGGAUGAACGUGGACACAGCUCUUUUUGUGAUGUCAGCCGGUGAUACAGAAGAGGAUCUGACACUAAUGUGUUUCACUGAUACAAAAGACAAAGAAAAAUACUGUUGGAAAGGCGAACUGAAAGCUGGGAUGUACUACCUAUUGCCUUUCUCCAGCGGCUGUAGAUUAAAGAAAAGGAGCCAAAAGAACGUCCCCACUAAAUCCAUAGAUCUUGUCUACAAGACCGACACUGGAGAACUCGACUUGACUAGAGCGUUUCGGGAGACGCUGUCGGAGAUAUUUGACAUCAUCGACCUGGACGGGAAUGGUUUGCUCAGUCUUGAGGAAUACAAUUUCUUGGAGCUGAUGGUCAGCGGAGAGGAGUGCAAGAUGGGGGCGUGGGCCAGCUGCAAAGAGAAUUUUGACAUGAGAAAGAAUCAACUGACGAAACAGGGCUUUAUGGAGCUGAAUUUGAUGGAGGCGACAGAGAAAGACGGGGACUCCGAUGACCUGUGGACUCUUGUGGAAACCAUGGGCUACAACCGUAUGCUGGAGCUUGUCGAGGCUUGCCCAUUCCAGAUAGACAUUGACUGUGAGAGCACACAGCCAUCACUGCAGCCACUUAAAAUGGACUCUGGGCUCAAAAUUCUGAAUCAGGCCCUGAUGAAGUCCAUCACUUUAGAGGGAGCAGUCAAACAACUAAAAGGACAGGACAACGUGCUCAUCUACACCUACAAAGGGGAGCACAGGGUAUCCUCCCUUAUUAUUAACAAGUCCAACCAGAAAGUGACAGUCCGUGUCAACAACAAGCACAACAUCAACUGUUGCAGCAGUAGAGGACUUAGUGUAUUUGCUAUUGAGGUGCCUGCCCGGACUAAGAUGGUGUGCCAACAUGUCCUGCCCACCAGUGACAAACAGGACUGGACCUACAACUGUGCUGAGACGGUACUGUCCAGUAAAUAG